This is a messenger RNA of Notodromas monacha, 2998 nucleotides long. The record is from the annotation of a GenBank genome assembly. NCBI's taxonomy places the organism in Eukaryota, Metazoa, Arthropoda, Ostracoda, Podocopida, Cyprididae.
AUGAAGGAAGAGAUGAAAAUGAAUUGUUUCGGUGGGGGUCUUAUUUCCGCUCAGGAAAGCAGGAGAAAGAAGAAGGAGUAUAUGGACACCUUGGAACGUAAGGUGGAGAUUUUGGAGUCUGAGCGUUCACAAUACCAGGACCACAUUCAGAAUCUGGAGACUACCAACUCAAGCCUGAUGGCGAAGGUGCAGAAUUUGAGACGCCAAUUGGACCAACUCAGUGGCGGUUCGCCUGCCAAAAUUGCUCGCCGCAGUUUGUCGACCCAGACCGGGGUCACUUUGCCCGCCAACGACCGCGUUGAUGGAUCCGCGAAGUCGGAAGUGCUCGACGUGCCACAACAGCGUCGCGUGAUGCCGUUACUCCGGAAGCAAGUGAACGGUGCCACAGUGGAACUUGAAAGCUCGUGAUGCCAUCGAAGGCGCCGAAUUUUGCUUCAACGGCCCCGUUCAUCGUUGUACAGUGCUCGAAACCGAGAAAGAAGUGCUUUUGUUUUUUUGCGUAUAUGAUUGAGCGGCGGUUGAGGCCGGUCGCAUUGUUUGCCUUUUCUUGUUCCGCUUGUUUCGAAAAACGGAAGAAAAAAAACUCAUAUGUGGUCUCACCUGGAUCGAUUUCGGCCGUAUCAUUUUCCCCCCCUCUCCGCUGGUUAACGAGUGCCUUUUUCGACUAUUUUCUGCGCGGAAUGCUUGAAUGUCGGUGUUAUUUUUUUUACGUGAGAACUCUUUCCGAUUGCUCUGGAAAGUACAUAGAUCUCAUCCGUCCCCGGGGAAAUCGCUAGUGGUUUAAGAUGACAGGAUUUUUGCCUUUUCUUGGGGUGCGGGGGUCAGCAGAGCCGGGGUUGAGUUAGUUGCAAGUUUUCCGACGGUGUUUUCUCGGAUUUUCGAAACUGAGAGUCGCCACCUGUCGAAGUCCUUGGACAGCUCGCGGCACUUCCGACGGCUCUAGUCUUCCAUUGGUCUCAGCGAAUGCGAGGAAUGAAGAGAUUUUUUUUGCUAGAAAUUGGAUAAGACUGUAUGGGGGAUUCGAAGAUUUUCGUUUCAUGACGGAGACGGAACUGUUGAUUGUUGCAAAAGUAAACUUACUUUACCGUACCUAUUAUUUUCCUCGUUCGUUCGUUCGUUUUGAGUCGAGACUGAUCAGUUUUUCUUGCCUUUCUUUCCCAUUUCGCCGUUGAUCCGGGGUUUAUGAAUAGUUCGCGAUUCCGGCGAGAAAUUCAAGACUUGGUCGGGACGAACUGGUGCUGUCAUGUUCCCACUUGGACACGCACGAAAAAUGUUCACGUGCUCAUUCGGUUGUAUGAGCUAAAAAAAAAGUCCCUUCGCGAAACCGACUGACUUUUUGUUUUUGUUCGUUUGUCGUAUUUUCCAAGUUUUUGUUCUUUCCCCCGCGGUAAAUCCGAAUUAAACUCAGGCGGGAAUUGUUGUUUCACGUGGGUAAUUGCCGUGUUUUUGUUUUUAAAAAAAAUUUGAGCGAAAAUUAGGAAUUUUCAGGAUUUUUGUCUUGUGCCUCCAGGUCUCGCGUUAGGCAGAAUUUCAGUGGCUGCUUUUUCUGAGCAGAGUCCGCUUUUGUUAGCUGCGCAUUACGCACGAGAGCUUCUCGUGGUUUGUGAUUUUGUCAUGUAGUCACUCAUUGCCUCCCACUGGCGUGCUUCUGUUAAUUUUUGUUCUCUUGAAAUUGACGGCGAUUGGGAAUAGUUUGUUCGCGUUUGCAGUGACGGGAUUUUUAGGUCAUUCCAGGGCCCAUGCGUGGAGAAAGAAAGUUCGUUUUUUGUGUGACGCACGGUGAUGACUUUUUCUCAUAAUUCAGUUGUGCCUGACCAUUAUUUUUGUUUUUGGUUUUGUUUGCGGACUGUUGCGGGAGUGAUUGACGCGUUUCCCUCCGACGAAUUUUCUUCGAAAAAGGGGGAUAUUUCUUUUUCCGACCCUUUGAUCUCUGGUGUGAGAAUAGAAGCUUUCUUUUCUUUUUGUCCGCCUCGCGUCUCGUGGAAGGCGGGACGUACGUAUUUCCGGUUCUAGAUUCUCUCCUUCGGUCUCGUUUUCGUUGACUCGCUGACGGUGCUUCACCCCGGCCCCCGUGUAUACAUCAACCCUGUGAAUACUGAGCCCGUGAAGUUUCGACGGAACCCAGCUCGAACUGCUUUCACUGACUGGCCGAGCAUUAGGGCACGGAGAAAUAUGCGACGAAGGAAUCCCGACCGUGAGGCGGCACAGUAUUUGUUCGGCGGGAGAAAAUUGUCUUGUCAUCGAGCGGGAAGAAAUCGCGGUUGAAUGAAUGGAUGGGCUCCUUAUGAUCUCAAGGCAAAGAAGUUCUCUUUCGCGUGGUGGUUUAAGAAGCAAAAAUUGCUCAUUCAACUUGGUACAGCUUUCCUGAAAAAUUUUUUUCAAUCUUUCUACGGUUUAUUUAUCAUCGCGAUACACUGGAAGUCCUCAUGAGAGAUCGCUUGUACGCUUUUGGUUUAGUUUUGUUCGAUUGCGGUGUGCUUUUUUUUUAUCGGUAUGUCUGGGAAGCGUCCCAAGGCGGCAUUGGUUUCCGGCAAUCGAUCUGCAGGGAUUGCGUUGGAAAUUUUUUGUUACGGAAUGAUUUUAUGUGUACAGAUGGCUUAUCAUCGCUUCUGUCGAAGCCCGUGUUUGUCGUUAUUCGGUGUCGAAGGUGUGUGUGGGGCUAUUGUUUUGUUUCUGGUGUGGAAAAACUGAGAAUUGCUGCUCCUUUUUUCUUGUCCGUUCAUCUUUUUUUUUUUUCUUGUGAGUUCGGAAAGUUCUGGCAAACAAUCCUUUUACGUUUCGAGUGAUGCAAUUUAUUGAUACCUCUUUACUUUCGGGAGCUUCUGCAAUUUUCAUUUUUCUGGAUGAUAUUUGUUCGUGGUUUGUUCUCGUUUAUACUUCGCUAGUGUUGAAUCGGCGCGAACGACUGGGAAUCACAGCCGCCGCGAUGGAAGUUAUGUGACUGGAAAUGGUCACUCUUCAGUUUCUGAUGGAAUAUACUUGUUUCGAUUGCCGAAAA